UUGCCAUGUCUUAAUAUCGGCGUUUUAUUUCAGCCUCAUGAAUUUCAGCUACAAGACACUGCGUUCAGAGCAAGAUAGACCUUUUGUAACCGGGACUUUCGAUCGAGAGAAGUGAUCAGUUUGAAGCCAUACGGAUGCGGACAGUAGUCAAACCUCUUAGCUGGGACCAUGGGCGGCAAUUUGGCAUCCGGCGGGAGGAAAAAAGCUCUUAUGAUCAAAACACAUUACAAGUGAAGGAGUUCAAAAUAAAUUACCGAAGAAGCCAGAAGCCCGGCCCCUUUAUAUCGAUGGAUCCUACUUUUCAGAGGAGAUGCCAAUACAGCCAACCGCCACAUAAACUGAGAGCGCGCCGGAAGAGACAGAAGCCUUAUAUCACGACGGAAGCAGAUAUUGAAAAGCGAAGCUGCUCAGAUUCUGAUCAAGAUGGUGAAUCUAGAGGGUUGUACGGACCUAGCAUCUCGUUCGCAAUAAAGAAGGAGCGCAACCGUGGAAGUCUCCCCAGCUCGAGCUCAACACCACGUGUCCAAAGCUGUGCGGAGCCACAGGAGUCUCAACAUUCAGAAGCAACAGAUAACUUAGUACGCACGAAUCAGUCAUUGAGUGGGUUAGGCAACAAUAAUUUCCAGACAUUUGAGUUCAAAUCUCAAGAUCCAAAAAUAUCACCAGUUACCAUGCAUGGCAUUGCUUGCAUGGACGAUUCUCGACCUAUUAGGCAACUCCGCAAGACGGCAACGCACCAGGGGCCACUUGUACAUGCUAGUGCACAUAUUCGACCGCACUCUGUUCCAAAAUCUACAAGACGAUUUUCCGACCCAAGUCACGUGUACGGGAAAGUUCUGUCCCUCGGAUCAGAGAUUUCCCCUGUGUCCAGUCAACCUGUUAAUCAAUCUUCUUUGAGUGAUAAGUUUUCCCCUGGAGAGCCGCACGACUAUGCUAGUAGCGCCGAUGAAAUGAGCCAUUUAUCAAGAAGGGCGGAUGUACCGACUGCACAUAAAAACGUCGAGUCAUCACCCAGACACAUCGAAGAUAACUCUUCUAUGUUUGAAUUUUCUAUCUUGUACAAUCAAUGGAGAUACAUUUCACGGAUUAGGACUCAUGUACAAACACUUCGCUUCAAACUUCAAAUCAAGCGCCGUGAACUACGUAUUCUGCAAAGAGAGAAAUCUCUUGCAGAAGAUGCAUAUUUUAAACAAGUUCAAAUGAGGGAGUUAAAUAUGCCCUUUCCCCGCGCAUGGUGGUCUGAAAAGACUAUUGCAGAGCUACUGAACGAUUCCCAGAAAGCCAGAAAUGAAUAUGGUUCCCUGGAAGAUGAAUACAUUCAGAUUGAGGAUGAUCUAGAUUCGCAAGAAUGGGAACUUUCACAACAGGAAAACCAUUUUUACAGUCAGCUGCUAGACCCUUCACGAUUUUUUCGCGGGCCAAUAAAUUCCGAAUAUGCAGCGAAAUCACAGGACGAGCCGGAGCAUUUCGAACCCCAUCCGUUGGUGGACGCAUAUCUUCUGAAGCUCGGAGGUCUUGAUAACCUACGUGAAAGCUUCGAUGAGACUUUGGAUGAGAAGUUAGACCUCGAAGAACAACUAGCUGUCAGAAAGCGAUUUAAUAUGACCCUUAUGCCCGAAGAUCAGCAAUGGCUUGACAGCUCUCAAUCUCAAUUGGAUGAUUUGGCCUCUAAGAUUCAAGUCGCGGAGACGGAAGAGAGAGAAUUACGACAGCAGUGCUUGUCAUUGGGACUUAUAGAUGAAAAUUGCAACCCAAUAGAGCCAUCAAAACAUGAGCGACAUAGUUUGUCGACAGACACAGCUCCAGAAACACUCGAGAAUCCUCGAGAAAGUGUUCAAAUUCUCUCACUAUUGCCCCCAGAGCCGAGCGACAUGGAGAUUGGCAUAAAGGCAUUAGACUUUGGUCACAACUACUCAUCACGGAAUGAACGCUUUGACCGCUGGUCACUAGAAAAGCUCCAGGUUUCUCUUCUCGAGAUCAAUAUCUAUGCAAAUUGCUUCGAAAAUUACGAUGAUUUGACAGAUUUAAGCAAACUGAAGGAAACGGUCCACGACGACGAUUUUGUUACUGCCUGGUUUGCCGAUGGCUUCACGGAUAGUGCAUCAAGAUCUACGGGCUUUACAUCCAUUCAUUCGACUCCACAGCACAUCCCUUGUGCAAAUUUAGAUAGCAAAGUUUCUCCAUAUGAUUCUGUAUUUUCUAACGCACCUCAUAGUGAAUCAGAUCAUUCAAAUAUCGCUGAGGGGGGAUGAUAGAGUGUGCUGUACCACUUUCAGAUACUGUUCCCACUGGAAUCGCUAGGUGAUUUAUUUUGGCGCUCGGAAUCGAAGGCAGGCAAUUUUGGCAAGCCUUGUUUAUGUUUGUGUUUAUGUUUAUUCACUUCCCUUCCCUUCUCCCCGGAGACUUUAUCGAUAAUAAAGGGCCUUGGCAAGGACAUUCAAAAGGUCGCCUUUCUAGGACAUUUCUCCUUGCGAGUUUUUGUUUGUUACUUUGUUUGCACGACUCGUUUUCCAAGCUUUGUUCUUUCUAUUCACCUCAAAAAUUAAUGGUCUAUUUUAGCACUUUCAUCACAAUACUCUCUCUAAAUCUUUCCUUUGCAAUGGUGGUCAGUGACAUAGCCAAUGAUAACAAUU
Molecule: messenger RNA, 2633 nt
Organism: Sclerotinia trifoliorum
Lineage: Eukaryota; Fungi; Ascomycota; Leotiomycetes; Helotiales; Sclerotiniaceae
Source: the annotation of a GenBank genome assembly